CUAACCAAGCCUGGGUGACUCACGGUGACGUCACACUCAUUGGCCAACACUGGCCUAACCAAUUACGAUCACGAUACUCAACUUAGUAGCUUGUUGCCAGUGAAUGUGUCGAGACGCCUUAACUUUAUAAUACAGCAAUAAUGAAUAACAUCGCGCCAGUUGGUCCUAAGCCCGGGACUCUGAUCUGCCCAUCUUGCCGCGCAAGCGUCGUAACCCGGAUCGAGCAUAAAGCAACUACCAGGACACAUAUAGUUGCUUUCCUCUUGUGUUUAUUCCUAUGUUGGCCAUGCAUUUGCGUGCCGUACUGCGUGGAUUCCUGUCAAAACGCCGACCACUAUUGCCCUAGUUGUAACGCUUAUCUAGGCACGUACCAAGCGUAGUUCCUGUUCCAAAGACUGCGAAAUAUUUUUUAAACACGUCUUCUAUCCAGAUGAACAAGCGAGCGUAAAUGUAAGAUUGUAUCAAGCUGAGCAAUCUAAACGAACUGGAAUUCAGGAUAGUUUCACGUAGUCGCAUUUCUCUUUGUGUGGGGCUUUAAAUUUCCCAAGCAAAGUAAAAUAUAAGUCCAGAGUGGAGCAGAAUAGAGGAAAUGGAGCGGUUAUCUAAAGUCGUGCCACCGCAACGCUCGCUCACACUGAAUUUUCCUAUAAUUUGCGCAAAAAAUAAAACUCUUCCUCAUUGCAUAAUUUUGCCUUUGUCAAGGUUGUUUAAUUGUUCAUCUUUUAAAGGUACACGUAGUGUACUUUUAUAAAUGAUAAGAUUUUUUGGAUUGCAUUUGUUUAAUUUUGUUUUCGAAUCUCGCGGCACGUCAAAAAUAAUAUUGUUUUUUAUACGAACUUUUAUACCACUUAUACAAACAUUUUCAUAACUUCUUGUAUGUACCAGUUAAGUUUAUCAGUUGUUAUUGAAUAUUUUUUGUUAUUUUGAUAUGUCAGCAGUUUUACCGUUAUGUGUUUAGUUAUUACGCUAGAUUUAUUUAAUAAACAUGAGAUUAUUGUGUCAGCCAUUUUUUAUAUAAAGCCUUUGAUUUAUUACAUCGUCA
Zerene cesonia (dogface butterfly) is the source of this 1042-nucleotide messenger RNA. Its product is annotated as lipopolysaccharide-induced tumor necrosis factor-alpha factor homolog. Gene Ontology annotation, molecular function: zinc ion binding. The transcript has 3 exons. Lineage: Eukaryota; Metazoa; Arthropoda; Insecta; Lepidoptera; Pieridae. The record is from RefSeq and is a predicted model, not a curated record. The coding region runs from base 141 to 380 and encodes 79 amino acids.